Messenger RNA from Ustilago hordei, 1800 nucleotides. RefSeq lists its product as uncharacterized. The coding region runs from base 1 to 1800 and encodes 599 amino acids. The transcript has a single exon. The record is from RefSeq and is a predicted model, not a curated record. Lineage: Eukaryota; Fungi; Basidiomycota; Ustilaginomycetes; Ustilaginales; Ustilaginaceae.
AUGUCUCUGUCGGACCUGUUCAACAUCUCACAAACUGUCCGUCGAGACAAGGCGCGGGAGCAGGACCUCCUUCCAGUUCCAACUUCAAGCAGAGCCGCAUCAGCUCGACUUUGUAACAUCUGCUACGCACAACCCGCAACGUACAACUGUCCGAGAUGCAACGUUCCGUUCUGCUCGCUGAUCUGCUUCCGCAGACGCGAGCAUCAAGACUGCUCGGCUGCCUUCUCUUCGUCUGCUAUCAGCCUUGCUGUCGGUUCCCCUGAGCUCUUGGCAGAGGAUGGCGACCGGCAAAAGGUUGUCGGCAUCCUGGAUCGUCUCGAGAAGGAUGCAAGAGCGACGCGACAGAGACAAGAGGAUACACAAGAGGAAGAAGAAAGCGACGAUGACGAGGACAUUGACCAGGCUGCUGGUCUAAGAGCCAACAUCACGGCUGACCAAAUCGAAUCUGCUUCGUCUGAGGCUCUCCUUGCGAUGCUCACUCCCAAGGAAAAGCAGAAGUUCUUGGAGGCCAUCAAGGAUCCACAAACUGCAUCUCAACUCAUGCAGCGACUGGAAAGGAAGGCCGAUCGUCUGGCGCCAGUGGAGACUUCAGCCACGAAGCAAGGUGUCCUGAUAGCCGCACAGUCGCCUCCCGAUCGCGCUCCAACCCAGCCUGCUCCCAAGAGGGCAUGGCAGUCCACUCCAUGGUUUGAGACUUCAGAUGCCUGUCCCGACUUUUCCAGUCGAGACCCGGACGAGGUAUUUGCGUUCAGCGCAUCGCUCGAGAAGAUUUUGCGAGGGCAAAGCGCGGCCUCGACGAGGAGCGGAGGUCCUGCCCCCGUCAACCUGGUCUACAACCUUUAUGCUGUGCUCAUGGCAUAUGCGUAUACGCUCCGACAUCUAGACAUCGCAAGCCUGUCGGGCCUGACAAAGCCCCUCGCAUCCAGCAAACCAGCUUCGGCGCUUUUGUCUGCAUCAGCGCCGACUCCGGACUCGACAUGUCUGGUCCGAUCUCUUCUCGAGUCACUGCAAGAAAACAACGAUGAUGACGAGCCACCGCCGCUCGAGCCAGAUGAUCCGGUUGACGAACCAGCCUCACUGCCGACCUCGUCGCAUGUCGACUUGGUACCUGUUUCAGCCUCGAAAACUCGAGUGGACGCCGACGCGUCUCUGGCCGCCACAGCCCUGGAAAAGCUGGUUCACUUGGUCCCAUUCCUUCCAUCCCAGCCCAUCCAACGCAAAGAGCACUCACAGCAUGUGCCAGCCGGUAGGGAUCCUAGCAAACUGGCUUUCACGUCGCUGGAUGAUGCAUCCAUGUGGCUGCUUUCACGGCUCUCGUUGGACGCAGAAGUUGGCCCAGGCGGUGCCGACGCUAUUAAUCUGCAGCUGUUGCAAGAUCUCAGUCAACUCCUUGCACGCGAACAGCUUCUACCAACUUUCGCUCACCAAGACGACGUCGAGCCACGGUUCCUCAUAGUAGCCAAGCUUUGCUCUCUGCCCUGCCAACAGGCAUUCAUCGCCGCCCAGAUGCCGUCGCUGACCAAUGCGAUCGCAGAUCUGCAUUUUUUCCUCGAGGACCUUGCAGCGCAUGCAUCCUCUCACGACCCGCUCCUAACGUGGUCGAGCAAAUCCUUGAGACUGGCGCAGCGAAAGCUCUGCUUCUACUUCUGCAGUUCGAUCCUUAGCGAUCAGGCAGCGACGACUAGAACCAGCUCAAAUAUCCGUGAAGAAGCGCUUGUGCAUGAAGAGAGAUUGCGUCGACGAAUCGAGGUGAAGGACCAGGCAGAUAAGCUGGCUUCGGCCAUAAGCAAGCUUCAAUAG